GUGGCGGCAUCAGGGUCUGGCGGGGCAGAGCUAAUUGAAAGACUCCCGUUAAUUGGGCUCCGGCUGACAGGUUGAGUGGGGGAGGGUUGGCUCGGAGCCAGCUGUGCACCAAGCAGCUCCCCCCCUCACCCAACAGGGACUGGGAGGGGCCGGGAGACUCAGCCCCCCUCCGUCGCUCCCUGGAGCCCAGCUACUGUAGGAUCUGGCUCCGCAUGGCACCCAGUGAGCUUUCCCCUGACCUCUGCAGCCCCCCAUGCUGCCGAGAACCAUGGAACACUGCCUGUCUGCUACCCAUCUAAGGAGUCAAUACUGAGUGGGGUGGAGGUGGAGCAGGAACCCCAUAGUGGGCGGACCAGCGUGAUGCGACGGACUACGGUCCUGGCUCUGCUGGCCGUGGUGCUGGCCUACCUGGUGAGCGGUGCCUUCAUCUUCCGCCUGCUGGAGCAGCCCCAUGAAAGCCACCAGCAGGAGGCUCUGCAGGCUGCCCGUGAGCAGUUCCUACAGAGAUACCGCUGUGUGCCCAGCCAGGAGCUGGACCAACUCAUCCUGCAUGUCAGAGAUGCCAUGGGGGCUGGUGCUGACCCCACAGCCAACAGCACCAAUGGCACCAGCACCAACUGGGACAUGGGUAGCGCCUUCUUCUUCGCUGGCACCAUCAUCACCACCAUCGGAUUCGGUAAUAUAUCCCCCAAGACAGAGGGGGGACGUCUCUUCUGCAUCUUCUACGCUCUGGUUGGGAUCCCACUCUUCGGGAUGCUGCUGGCUGGGGUGGGUGACCACCUGGGCUUCUCACUGCGCCAGGCCAUUGGCAAGGUGGAGGACAUCUUCCUGAAAUGGCAGGUGAGUCCCACCAUUGUGCGGAUUCUCUCAGCCCUGCUCUUCAUCCUCAUUGGUUGCAUCCUCUUUGUCACCAUCCCCACCAUGGUGUUCCAGCGAGUGGAGGGCUGGACCCUGCUGGAGUCCAUUUACUUUGUGGUCAUCACCCUGACAACCAUUGGCUUUGGGGACUAUGUGGCAGGUGAUGGUGUGGGGGACAAACACCCCUGGUACAAGCCUCUGGUCUGGUUCUGGAUCCUGCUGGGCCUGGCCUACUUUGCUUCCAUCCUCACCAUGAUUGGCAACUGGCUGCGGGUGCUGUCCCGGCGCACACGGGCUGAGAUGGGAGGCCUCACUGCACAGGCUGCCAACUGGACAGGCAAUGUGACGGCCCAGCUGCGGGUGACGGGCAUGGGGCUGCCUGAGAAGCUUCAGAAGGUGGGGACGCUGAAGGGACACCCGCCUUCCCCGGCGCCCCUGGAACUGCCAUCUGCCACCUCCUCACCACCACCUCCCUUGCCGCACCCAGAGCCCUCCUCUCCCAGCACUGCCCUGCAGGUGGCACAGCUCAAUGCCCGCAACAUGGCCACCUCAGCAGGGGCUCUCCGCCCUAUAGACUAUGUGGGGGAGAACUUGGCCUUCAUUGAUGAGAGCUCUGACACCCAGAGCGAGGUGCCUAGUGAUGGGGGGCUGCAGGCCAAGCGCCCCCGCCGACUCCGCCGCCUGCGUACCCGCCACACCCAUGGCCAGCCCCCUGGUCUGCCCAUGGACCUGCUGAGCCGCACCCGCCACAAGGGUGAAGCGGUCUAGAGGGGAGUAGAGCAACCUCAACACAGAGACUGUCCCCCGCAGCAUGGUGCUAGCCAGGCUCCCAACAAUACAGAGACUACCCCGCCACUGUCAGCUGGACCUACCUGGCAUGGAGACAUCCUGUCCCCCAUGGUACCACCUAGGCCCCCUAACACAGAUCCCCAAUCCGUCCUGGUACCAACUGGACCACCCAGCAUGGAGACAGCCCAUCCCUGUGAUGCCAACUGCCAACCCAGCACUGAGACUGCCCCCCAGAACCAGCUGAGCAUCCCUGGCACAGGGACACCCCAUCCUCAGUGGUAUCACCUGACCUCCUUUCAAGGAGCUAACUGUUCCUCUGCAGCCAAGCCCUAUGAAGGCAUUUGUCCCUGUGCCCUUCCUGGUACCAGGAACCCCUCCAAUACAGGCAACCCCGCUGCACACAGACACUUAGUGCCCCCAGCUCAGAGACUAACUCCCUCCCCUGAAAUGUCUGGGAGCAGCUCUUGGGGACACCCUCAUUCCCCCAAAUCUGUGCCUCAUUUGCCUUGCAGGCUGCGUCCUUAACCCACCUAAAAGGGGGAGAGAUCAAACUGCCAAACGAUAUUCUGAACCUCCAACUCCUGCAGGGUGACCCUUGCCCAAAUCAUCCCCUACACUCAGAGUAGGGAGGAGUUUAUUAAACGUAGCAAGGGGUUAUGCUGUUCCCUGCUACCUCCCUCCUUGGUGUAUGUGUCUGUCUGUCCCACUGUCCCACUGUGUAUGUGUCUGUCCUGCCUCCUCCCCAAAACACACACACGUGCCUGUUUGAUUCUGUUCGAUGGAUGAUUUUUUGUUUGUUUUUUAUUUUCCAGAUUAAACCAAACUCUGAAUGAGA
Messenger RNA from Pelodiscus sinensis (Chinese soft-shelled turtle), 2482 nucleotides. It is a transcript of the gene KCNK4, whose product is annotated as potassium two pore domain channel subfamily K member 4. The record is from RefSeq and is a predicted model, not a curated record. Gene Ontology annotation, cellular component: plasma membrane. Lineage: Eukaryota; Metazoa; Chordata; Testudines; Trionychidae. Gene Ontology annotation, biological process: stabilization of membrane potential; potassium ion transmembrane transport. Gene Ontology annotation, molecular function: outward rectifier potassium channel activity; potassium ion leak channel activity.